Molecule: messenger RNA, 2350 nt
Organism: Dendronephthya gigantea
Lineage: Eukaryota; Metazoa; Cnidaria; Anthozoa; Malacalcyonacea; Nephtheidae
Product: ubiquitin-conjugating enzyme E2 H
Exons: 7
Coding region: 87-635 (182 amino acids)
Biological process (GO): protein polyubiquitination; ubiquitin-dependent protein catabolic process
Cellular component (GO): nucleus
Molecular function (GO): ubiquitin conjugating enzyme activity
Source: RefSeq, a predicted model, not a curated record
AUAGCAAAGCUCGAAACAUCAACAUUGAAAGAAGCUGGCAUAAUAAUAACUGUACUUUCUGGUUUUUAACAUUUUUUUAAGAUAAAAUGUCUUCUCCGUCCCCUGGGAAAAGACGAAUGGACACGGAUGUUAUAAAACUCAUUGAAAGCAAGCACGAAGUGACUAUUCUUGGUGGAUUAAAUGAAUUUGUUGUGAAGUUUUUUGGGCCAACAGGCACAUUGUACGAGGGUGGUGUAUGGAAAGUUCGUGUUGAUCUGCCAGAUAAAUACCCUUUCAAGUCACCAUCAAUAGGUUUUUUGAACAAGAUUUAUCAUCCAAACAUCGAUGAAGCUUCAGGGACAGUAUGUCUUGAUGUCAUAAACCAGGCCUGGACAGCUCUAUAUGAUCUAUCAAAUAUCUUUGAAUCAUUUCUUCCUCAAUUGUUGGCCUAUCCUAACCCAGUGGAUCCAUUAAAUGGUGAUGCUGCUGCUCUAUAUCUUCAUAAACCAGAACAAUAUAAAGACCGAAUAAAAGAUUACAUCAAGAAGUAUGCGACGGAGGAAGCGUUAAAAGAACAGGAUGAGAUGAGCUCAUCAAGCGAGGAAAGCUCUAUCUCUGAUUUCUCAGAGGACGAGGCGCAAGAUAUGGAAUUAUAGCACAGAAACAGAGCAUUUUAUAUAAAUAAUAAAUUGUACAGAAACUUUCAUAUAUGCUUGCAAGCAAACGAGCCGUGUUGUCUCUGAUCAUAAGGUGCAUGAGGCCGCCACAAACACGAUAAACGUUUUAGUUUCAGAAUAAAUAGGCAAACAAUCGCGCUUGAUUGCAAAGAACAUAAAAAUCACAAUGAGGUUUCUGGCAUAUUUCUUAUGAAAAAUAUUUAUAGAAAACUACUUCCAAGAAAGGUCUCCUUAGGUGUUCGUCAGAUAGAAGAAAAAUUUAAAAAUAUUUCACGUCAAUUUUGUAAACAAAUUUUAUUUUAUGUUUUGCGCAUCGUAUGUAAAUCAGGACUUUUUCGCGGUCUGCAUGAAUAUGUUUUGCAAAGGUGUAGAUUACAAACUCAAAAAAAUGUUAACAAUGAAAAGUCAACCGAGCUUACAUGGGUAUAGAUUUGUCUAGAAAAAUAAAUGCUAAGGAUAAUUUUGAUUCUUUUGUUAGUCUAUGCUUUUUUAUCAGAAUCAAAUGGUAUAGAUAUAGGCUUUAAAAGAGUUUAUAUUAUAUAAGAGAGUUUCAUUAAUAUAUACUAGAAAAUUUGGGGACAAAGCGGUUCGUUUGCUGCCAGUCUUAUUGUAAAUAUUAGGCCAUAUAUAACCCUUUUGUACAUUGCAUUUCAUAUUUCCGACCUUAACCACGAUGUCUUGAUUCCAUGGAUACUAAAAAACACCGGAAAGGAAACUUAGCAUUUUUCAAGAACGAUGAUUUCAAUUAUUUCAAUGGAAUGUUUGAGUCACGAGUCAGCUUUAUUGGACAGCGAGAUCUGAUCUUCAAAGGAAAUUUCCUAUCUGGUGCUUCCAGCGUCCAUUUCCCAUGAUUGCACACAGUGCAUGUAUAUUACAGAUUUAUAUACAUGUAUUGUGUAUUUUCUCCCAGUAUCCAUUGCACGUAGCAAAGUCGUAUAUAUAUACAUAUAUAUAAAUAUUCUCAAUAAUUGAUAUUAUUUAAAUGCAGAUAGGUAAGGCUGCUUAAAUAUUAAAAGUAUAGUAUUAAAACUUUAGGAUGUUGAAAUUGGCGGUUUCUCGUUGUAGUGUAGAUACAUUAUAAGCAAGCAUUUAUGGGGACAAGUUUAGCCUUCAGUUUUGGUAAAAAAGAAUGAAAACUACCAAGCGAAAGUUUCACCGUCUCGUUUUACCGUUUUAUCUUAUGCCAUAAAAGUGCUAUUCCGUGCAAUUUGCAUUUCUCAUGUCAGCGACGCCUAUAUAGGCCUCGUUGUUUGGCCAGCUUGGUAAAAUUCUUCACAGAUGACCAACAAUUUCGAAUGUGCGCAUGUCAAUUGGUGAAACUUUAUUUGUAAGAGCAUGUUAUACGCAGUGAUGACACGCUCUGUUGUUUCGUAACACACAAGUUCGAGGCUGCAUGGCUGGCUUUAGCGUGGCUGCACAAGUCUGCCCUAACAUCUCGUCUCCAUAAAUGCUUUGAGGUGAAGUCUGUGUAAACCAAGGCUAAAUGUUGUUAUACAACCUUAGAGAUUGUUAUUCCUCUAAUAUCAUCAGGAAUGAGCUGAGAACAUUUAGCGUGCACACGUUUAGUGGCUUAAAUCUUGUACAUAGGUAUGGUAUAUGUGUAUUAAUGGUUAUAAUUGUGUUCAAAACGAGAAGUGUUCUGCUAUAUUAGAGAAAUCUUGUAUUAUACUCAAAUAAAAAUUAUUCUUCAUUGA